This is a messenger RNA of Peromyscus californicus insignis, 1933 nucleotides long. RefSeq names its product perilipin 3 (gene Plin3). Gene Ontology annotation, cellular component: cytosol; lipid droplet. The coding region runs from base 136 to 1449 and encodes 437 amino acids. The record is from RefSeq and is a predicted model, not a curated record. Gene Ontology annotation, biological process: lipid storage; positive regulation of triglyceride storage. Lineage: Eukaryota; Metazoa; Chordata; Mammalia; Rodentia; Cricetidae. The transcript has 8 exons.
CAUCUGUCCUGUCACUCCCAGCCCCUCCCCUCCCACGGGAUCCACAAGGCCGCCCCGCCCCUCUCGGGCAGAUCGGAGCUUGCCUUGGGAGGGGAGGUUUUCCUGCCUCGACGCCCUGAGGACUCUGCUGAGACCAUGUCUAGCAAUGGGACAGAUGCCCCGGCUGAAGCCCAGGCUGCUGUGGAAGAACCUGUCCCACAGCCCAGCGUGGUGGACCGCGUGACCAGCCUGCCCCUCAUCAGCUCCACGUGUGGGAUGGUGAGUGCCGCGUACACCUCCACCAAGGAGAGCUACCCCCAAGUGAGGACCCUGUGCGACGUGGCUGAGAAAGGCGUCAAGACCCUCACUGCGGCCGCAGUCAGCGGGGCACAGCCCAUCUUGUCCAAGCUGGAGCCCCAGAUUGCUUCGGCCAGUGAGUAUGCGCACCGAGGGCUAGACAGAUUGCAGGACAGUCUGCCCAUCCUCCAGCAGCCGACUGAGAAGGUUCUGGCAGACACUAAGGAACUGGUGUCGUCUACAGUAUCUGGGGCCAGAGAAAUGGUAUCUAACUCAGUGACCAGUGCAAAGGACACAGUGGCCACCCGGGUGACCGGAGCAGUGGAUGUGACCCGGGGGGCUGUGCAGAGCAGCAUGGACAUGACCAAGUCGGCGGUGACCAGCGGUGUCCAGUCGGUCAUGGGCUCCCGAGUGGGACAGAUGGUGAUUAGUGGAGUGGACACGAUGCUGGUAAAGUCUGAGGCCUGGGUGGACAACCGCCUGCCCCUGACAGAUGCAGAGCUGGCCCUGAUCGCCACUUCCCCAGAGGGCUCGGACAUGGCCUCGCUGCAGCAACAGAGGCAGGAGCAGAACUACUUCGUCCGGCUGGGCUCGCUGUCGGAGAGGCUGCGCAACCACGCCUAUGAGCACUCACUGGGCAAGCUGCGCCAUGCCAGGCAGAGUGCGCACGAGGCGCUGCAGCAGCUCACGCAUGCACUCAGCCUGAUGGAAUCAGUGAAACAAGGCGUGGACAAGAGGCUGGGGGAGGGACAGGAGAAGCUGCACCAGAUGUGGCUCAGCUGGAACCGGAAGACCCCCCAGGAUGCAGAAAAGGACCCAGCUAAGCCAGAGCAAGUGGAGGCCCAGGCGCUCGGCAUGUUCAGGGACAUCACCCAGCAGCUGCAGAGCACCUGUGCAGCCCUGGGGGCCAGCAUCCAGGGCCUGCCCGGCCAUAUCAGGGAGCAGGCCCAGCAGGCCCGAAGCCAGGUGGAUGACCUUCAGGCGACCUUCUCCGGCAUCCAGUCCUUCCAGGACCUCACCACCAGCGUUCUUGCCCAGACCCGUGAGCGCAUAGCCAGAGCCCGAGAGGCCCUUGACCACACUGUGGAGUACGUCGCUCAGAACACACCUGUCACGUGGCUGGUGGGCCCCUUCGCUCCUGGAAUCACUGAGAAAGCCCCAGAAGAGAAGUAGUGGGAAGAGGGAGGGGUCAGGGGCAGCAUGCUGACUGAGUCAGCUCUUUGAACAGUCCUGUUGCACACCCUAAGUCUGAAGAAGUGUUUACCCUUUUUCCUUAAAAAAAAAAAAAAAAAAAGCGUAACCAGUAAUGAUGGCACAUGCCUGUCAUCCUGUGCCAACACUGUGGCAGUUGAGGCAGGAGGGUCAAGAAUUAAAAGCCAGACUGCUGCAUAACAAAUUCAGUGAUAGCCUAAGCUCCUGUCGUGACGUACAUCACGCCAUGGUGAUAUUCCAUUCCGGUGCCAGUGCCGGUGCCUUUACUACGCCAUGGCCCACAAUAAUAAACGCUUUCCUAACAGACGCUGAUACCUGGUCCAGAAAGCUGGCCUCCAUGACAGGGUGGACCGCAGGGAUGUGAAAAUCGUUUCAGAUGAGAAUGGCUGAGGGCUGAGUGUUCAAUAUUGCUUCAAUAAAUUUAUGUGGCAUCAGAGGCCAGGCA